Polychytrium aggregatum is the source of this 360-nucleotide messenger RNA. RefSeq lists its product as uncharacterized. Gene Ontology annotation, biological process: vacuolar proton-transporting V-type ATPase complex assembly. Lineage: Eukaryota; Fungi; Chytridiomycota; Chytridiomycetes; Polychytriales. The coding region runs from base 1 to 360 and encodes 119 amino acids. The transcript is spliced from 3 exons. The record is from RefSeq and is a predicted model, not a curated record.
AUGGCUCCAGACACAAAAUCCCAGGCGGAUCAGGCCCAGACUGGGCUGCGUAAGCGACAAGCUGCCCAAGCAGAUGAUGCAAAGCGGCCGCUCCAAGCGACUGCCGGGCUCAGGAAGCCGGUGCCUCAGGCAGCCAAAAUCCCAACCUUCGUGGUCGCAAAACUACUGUUUUUCACUGUUCUGAUGUUCAGUCUGCCCUUGGCAACAUUCUUCUAUGGACGGGAUGCUCUGUUCGACGGAAAUGCCACGUACAGCGCCAUCGCCGCCGCCAUUAUGGCCAACAUCGUACUCUUUGCUUUUGUUCUUGCGGCCUUUGCUGAAGACCAAGGGCCAGCCGGCAACGAGCAAAAGUCCAAGUGA